CGUAUCGAAGGUGAAGUACGGAGUGAAGCCCGUACUGACAAAGUAUUGGUUAUCAUGGAUAUGAAGGAAAGUUUGAAGAUGGAACCUGUUUCCAUUAAAGAAGAGGUUAUAGAGGAAGAGUGCUUUUGCAUUCCACAGCGGGUAACAGAGCAGACGUCUGUAGGAGAGGAAGACCCUGAUGUGAGAGCUGUCCAUAUUAAAGAGGAGGCCCAGGAGCUAGACCCCAGGUCUGAGCAGUGCAGCGGCGGUCCUGCUCCGCUGGGCAGUGUGCACGUUAAAGAACAGGAUACCUGCUCUUCUGCUGAAGAGGAGGGCCCAGAUCUGGAGUCUGCACAGGGGGAGUAUCGCCCCUCUCAACUGGAAUCUCUCCAGAUUGUUCAAGUAGAAAUAGUUGAUGUGAAAGAAGAAAACCCAGGAGAAGAAACGACAACCAAUGAAGUGGAGGAACUUCCUUCUACUCAUUGCAAAACAUCGGGUGCAGACCCAAAAUGUCAAGCCCAUUCAUGUCCUCACUGUGAAAUCUCAUUCACUCGGAAGCAGUACCUGGAGAAGCAUAUCAAGGGCACACACAGAGAGGAGUAUGUGCAGAUGCUGAGAGCUCCAUCCUCCCAGGUCUGCCACCACUGUACUGUAUGUGGGAAGACAUUCAGUAAGUCUGGAAACCUCAAAGCACAUCAGAGAAUCCACACGGGAGAAAUGCUGUAUCACUGUACUGAGUGUGGGAAGGGUUUCAGUCAGUUAGGAAACCUCAAAACACACCAGCGAAUUCACACAGGAGAGUCGCCUUACAGCUGCAGCGAGUGUGGGAGGAGUUUUCGUGUGUUAGGAAACCUUAAAAAACACCAGCGGAUUCACACAGGAGAAACGCCCUACCACUGCACUGACUGCGAGCGCAGCUUCAGUCGCUUGGAGACCCUGAAAGUUCACAAGCGGAUUCACACAGGGGAGACCCCGUAUUGUUGCUCGGAGUGUGGGACGUUCUUCAGUCACUCCACCACACUCAAAGCGCACCAGCGCGUUCACUCUGGAGAGACCCCCUACUCCUGCACCGUGUGCGGGAAGAGUUUCAAUAGAUCAGGGAACCUUAAACAGCAUCACCGCAUUCACACCGGGGAGGCACCAUAUCACUGCUCUGUGUGUGGGAAGAACUUCAGAAUCUCAGGAGACCUCAAAAAACACAAGCGCAUUCACACAGGAGAGAAGCCCUAUUACUGUACUGAAUGUGGGAAGAGAUUUACUUAUCUGUACCAGCUGAAAAUUCACAGCUGCGGCUGUGUAUGAAAAUAAACAGCUGUAACAUGUAGCAGAUAAUUUGUAAUAAUUGACCAAUAGAGAAUGAAUUCUUGAUUAAUUCAGGGUCACAUUGUGCACGGUAUAAUCCACUGAACAUAUAAUCACAGCAGAUAUGCCUGUCAAAUGGCAGCCAGUUCAACAGGUUUUUUCCAACCACGUGUGCUAGCAGGACUCUUUUUCAAACGAAGGGGAGCACUGACUAAAUCAGGCAACAAUCUUGCCAGUUUUCGAAUAUGGCAAAUAUUAUAGCUGUUUUACUUCUCCUAAAUCACAAGAUGGCACAUGUGAGUGCAGGCAGUAAACUGCUCUUUGUUUCUUGCUGCUGUCUGUCCUAUUCAUGUUGAUUUCAUGAAAAAUAAAUACCACAAGCAAAUGUGCUUUAUUGAGUUUAGUUUUAGCCAGAAAUAUGCAGAGUGUAGUUUUUAUUGUAGCACACUGUUUUGGCUUUUGAGAGAGCAGGAGGUUGGGGUCAUGUAGAGAUUGGGUGUCUGUCUGUCUGUCUGUCCAUCCAUCCAUCACUUACGUGUUUGUCUGAAGAGCCGCUUAUCUGAUUGUCAUAAAUCUUGCUCUCAUUUUGACUUUCCAGCCGUGGCACAUUCUAUAACAUACAUUUUUCAAAUAAAUACCCCUUACUUUUGGACUGAGGAGAUGGCUUUCUUGGUUCUUUCCACCUCUCCUCAUAGAUCUCAAAUAUUGUGUACUGGGAGUAGUCUAUUGCUUUGGACCUUCUUAUGUUGUUUUACAUGCAAAACAAACACGCUGUUUACUUGCAUAAUUCAAUCACUGAAGCACUGCCGGAACUGUCUCUUAUGUAGAACUCAUCUGUAAAAUCAGCAUUAUGCUGAAGUAUGCAUAUAACUAUGACUAUAUUUAAUCCUGCACUUCACCCAGUCUGUAGUAUUUUUUAUUUCACCUGCACUCGUAUGUAACCCUGAUGUAAC
Molecule: messenger RNA, 2234 nt
Organism: Polyodon spathula (Mississippi paddlefish)
Lineage: Eukaryota; Metazoa; Chordata; Actinopteri; Acipenseriformes; Polyodontidae
Product: zinc finger and SCAN domain-containing protein 2-like
Exons: 3
Coding region: 55-1281 (408 amino acids)
Cellular component (GO): nucleus
Source: RefSeq, a predicted model, not a curated record